Molecule: messenger RNA, 2633 nt
Organism: Ectocarpus sp. CCAP 1310/34
Lineage: Eukaryota; Phaeophyceae; Ectocarpales; Ectocarpaceae
Source: the annotation of a GenBank genome assembly
UUCUUCCCGUGACGAGCGACGAGCCAGCCACCGAAGAGGAAGCAGAGACUUUCCCCACCUGCAAUCGCUUCUUCGUGCCAUCGGAAAAUCGAUCUCUCAACGAUCCUGCGCUUUAUUUUUGGUUCGGGGAGAGCACGUCUGUUGUCGCCGGAGAGACACGCCAAGCAAAAGGGUGCCAUCCAUUGUUUUGUGAGUUUUGGUGCCACGUCAUCUCGACCCCGAGAGCUUUACAACACGUAGGCGAGGUGGUGGUUUAGAAACAACGCCGCUGUCACCGCCGUCAAGACAAGUCGGCACAGGUGCUUUCAGGUCGGGACAGCGUGGAGAGAGGGAGGAAGGAAGCAAAGCCGCGAGACACUUCACAUGGCUUCCACACAGGUUUCGGAAAUGCCUAUUGAGGCAUCGAGGCAUGACAAACUGAGCCCUUCUUCCUUCAACAAGCGAGCUCGCGUAUCCCCCGCGGAGCGCGUCAGCUUCUGCUCGAGUUACAAUGGCGGUGACACCGCCACCUUGCCCACCGAGCCGGAAACGCCAACGUCGAACGGGCGGCACACCGCCACCGCCGCUGGACGAACGAGGUCUUCCGAAGACACUAGCUUCAGUAGCGGCGGCGGCGGCGGCUACCCCCGCGCCGCGUCCCCGACCCCGUCGUACGCCUCCUCCUCGACGACCUUCUCGGCGGCGACGACUUCCGCGACGGCGCUGUCCUCACGCGCCUCGCUGUCCUCCUGCCGGUCGUCGUCCACGUGCCCCUUCUCUUCCUCUUCCUCUUCCUCUUCGUACCGAGGGAAGAGCAGACACGACAGAGGAAGUGGCAGCAGCGGCCGCAGAUCCUCAUAUGCUUCCUCACGCCCUUCGUCGAUGGCCGCGGGAGCCGACGGCGGCGGCGGUGUGGACUACUUUCCUCAGCCGUCUGCUUCGUGGAGCGGCGGACGCCGCAGCGGCAGUAGCAGCAGCGCCGUUUGCGGUGGCGAUGGUGCAAGCUGGCGGAGAAGAGACAGCAGUGGCCGCAGGGACCGCUGCAGCAGCAGAGGGAGGCAAUUCUUCUGCCCCCUGCCCACCCGACGUUCCUCCACUGGCAAGGACUACGCCAGCGAGGCGAGCAGCAGCACCAGGAAGAGAAACAGGAGCUGCAGCAGGGAGAGGAGCAGCAGGGGCGACAGCCGGGGCAGGAGCAGCAAGAAGGCGGCGACCACCGCCGAAAGUCGCUCCGGGGUGGAAUGCGCACGUUGCCUGGAGUGGUGCCGCUCGAGCCGCACGCCCAAGACGCCCAUCCCUCGCACCUUGCCGAUGGAAUACUGGGUUCGCACCCCGAAUUGCAAGGCUGCGAAGUCGAAGCACAUCGACUUCAUCGACGAUGUGGCCUACUCCCGGGAACAGUUCAUCGAAGAGACGGUGUUCACGUGUCCCUUCACGGGGGCGCGGCGGGACAUCGUCCUGGAGCGGAACAUGUUCCCCUACGACGUGCCGACAGACGUGGAGCACUGGACGCUGUGGAGCCGAAGGGACCUCCCGAAGGACGAGAUGGAGGCCUUCGUACAGGGGUGGGCUGCGGAGAACCACCCCCACGCUGUGGAGUGGGAGUGCGACAACAACGAGGGCGAGCGGUCCAUCGACUGGUUCCACGUGCACGUCUUCUUCCGGCUGGGGUGCGAGGACAGGACCGGAGUCCCGCGGGAUCCGGCGUCCGUGUACGACGGCCCCUGCGGCAGUGCGGUCGCGGGCGGGCAGGAGGAGGAUGAGGAUGAGGACGGGGCCGUUGUGGUUGGCGGCGGGGCUGAUGAAGAAACCAGCAACGACAGGGAUGACCGAUCGUGCGCCCUUGUUGCAACCGACUGCUAGUGACUUUUUUUUCGUCAUGGCCGUUUAUUCCGGGAAGUCGAUCGAAGCACAAGAAAAACUUUUUCUUGUGAAAAUUGCGAAAGAGGGAAGGAGUGUAUUCCAUCUGCGGCGGGUAAAACACGUUCCGAUUUUUGUUUCUUCUCUGUUUCUGGGUUUCGACAAACGUUUUGAGGAGGCGUUUCAAGAGGCAAGCGUGGACUGGCCAGGCCGUGUUCGCGCAUCCGUGGGUAGUGUCUGUGCGGUGGGAUUCCAGUGUGUCGGACAUGACAGUGUCUUAACAUUUGAGGGUUGGUGUGAGAGGUGGGUAAGAUUAUUGAUGAGCAUGACUGCUGUUUGUCUGCUCUGUUCGUUUUCUUGAUGUUGUGUGGCUGUGUUGAUGAUAUAACCGGCCAGCUGACGUGUGUUGUUUGGUGGUGUGCAAUCGAACAAUUGUAGUAGGUGUUCGAAAAGGAACACGACAUGCUGGCUGCAUUUUACGUGCCGUCGUGGCGCUGUCGAAUGUUCCUUUCUUUGUGUGUGAUGCCUAUGUACGAAAUAUGGUCAAGAGGGGGGGGCGGGGGGGGGCGGAGCAUCUGAGUAUUCACCGCAGACGUAGAAUCAGGCAGCUCACUUUGCCAUGGCAUCAUGGCGGUUGGCCGGUAAUGUCAUAACAUUCGCAACAAAUGCACGCUGUCACCUAGCGCAAAAUUAAAUAACAUUGUUUUACUACAGGGGGACGCUGGAGUGUGCCAUCCAGAGGACGAGGGAUUCGUUUCGUUGCUCCUUAGUCCUCUCUCUUGUGUGGUUCCCUU